Messenger RNA from Knipowitschia caucasica, 339 nucleotides. The record is from the annotation of a GenBank genome assembly. Lineage: Eukaryota; Metazoa; Chordata; Actinopteri; Gobiiformes; Gobiidae.
AUGAGAGAUGGAGGGACUUCGAAGAGCAACGUGACCGAGACCUGCCGCCUCCUCUCGCCUCCAUCACCACCGAGGGUCCGGUCCAUGAGGGUCCAGUCCACUACGGCCAGCGUGUUGUGCGACCACUCCUCCGCCAUUUCUUCUAUCCAUCCACUCCCUCCGGAACGAAAACAUCAGCCAUCUGGUCCGGGGUUCACAGGGAGUGAGAUGAGGCCCGACCCGCAGACAGUGACAGAUUGUGCCGACUCAGAGUCUGGGCCUCUCCUUCUCCCUGUGCCGCACUCCUCAGUGUUUAUGCGGGCCGACUGUAGCAUGAGCGCGUCCCACACGGCGCCUUGA